AUGGCUGGAGCUAAUCAUGAAGUUGUGAAAACUAUAAAUAUGCAUAGCCACGAACCAUCUGCAGCUCAAGAAGCAGAGGAUAAAAUCGUUACAAAAAUUAAGAAAAGCACUAUAGAAACACAAGAAUUGACAUGUCAAGUAAUCAACGAAUGCACCCAAAAUAGUGAUGUCGCUUGUCAAGGAGCUCUCCCCAAUCAACAAGCGUUAAAGAAGCUAAUCAGGAGGAAACGCAACGAAGAAAAAUCAAGCUCCGUCGAAUCCUAUAACUCUGGCUUCCCUCGAAAUUCCUGA
Macrosiphum euphorbiae (potato aphid) is the source of this 291-nucleotide messenger RNA. Lineage: Eukaryota; Metazoa; Arthropoda; Insecta; Hemiptera; Aphididae. The record is from the annotation of a GenBank genome assembly.